UUUAUGAUUUCCUCAACAAGGAAAUUGAAUACGUACUACUUUUGCAUGCCUACAUGUUAGAGACGUUUGCUUGAUUGUCACAAUAGACAGUGGAGGGUAUUAUUUGAAUGUGGGACAAAAUAAUUAGUCAUGCAUGUGAGAAUAAACAUAGGUUUCUUGUGAGUCUAUCCAUGGAGGUACCUUCAUGGUCUAUCCAAGCAGUGUGUGUUUGUUCAUUGAUUAGCAAAGAGUCACAGUCACAAGUGAGUGCUUUCAUCAUGAAGUGAAAAACACAUUGAAAUUAGUAUUCCUCUCAUUGGAAGAUACAGGAUAUUCUUUUGACUUGCCAAGUAUGAUUUUCAUUAUUACUGAAGACUGAAAUGUGCUGAACUUGAUAGUGAUACAUGGAUACUUACCUGAGCAGUGGCUAUGGAGCACCUUGUUUAGUUAUUUGUAGUGUGAGAAACUCUAGUCAGGAAACAGCUUGUUAUCACUUCCAUUGACAGGACAACUUAGAUCUUACUGGAGAUAAUUUUAAAGAAUAAAAACUUAAAGAGAGGUAAUAACAGCGAAAAGGAGAAGAAAGAAGAAAGAGAUAUUACAAGUCGCUUGAACACUGAGACAAGCAGAGUGCAAAAGUGGCGAAACGAAAGACAGUCAUGAGCGACAUGUUGGUGUGUUUUACCUGCUGUAUACCCGAACAGCCCCCUCCGAGGAGGCGGAAGAUUGACAGGAGUAUGAUAGGCCUUCCAACAAAUUUCACUCACACUGGGCACAUAGGCUCAGGUGACAUGGCACCAGGAACAGAAAAUAAUCAUUUAAACUCAAUCCAAGUACAAAUGUCAUCGAAAGGUGGUUAUGAACAUCUAUCCCCCAUAGCUGUCAACAGAAAACUAAUAGAUGUUCAAAGAUCAGCAGAUACAACAGAAGAGUGACGCAAUAUGCACAUCAUAGGACACCUUUAUAUAAACCUGUACAGUUCGUAUCCUGAAUGGUCUGAUAAAGGCCAAAACUGACUGAGCACUAUUUUUUAAAAUUUGGGAGAGAGCGAGAGAGAGAAGAAUUAUAUAUUACAGCAAUCAAGAUGGUAGAAAAAUUUCUUUAACUUUAUUUUCAUAUUAUUGGUGAUACUGAGAAAUCAUGAAGAGCAACAGAAAUCAAAGUGUGUGUGUGUAAAUAUGUAAAGAAUGAAAUGACUUUCUGUAUCAUUGCUGAAUUCUUGGAAGCAUAUGCAAUCAGAGACAAUAGAGGAGUGUAAUUCAGGAUGAUGUGUGUGGAAUUCAUUCAGGAAAUCCAUGAUGGACUUGGAAACCUACAUGUACCUUGUCAAGCAUCAAGUGGAAUGCUUCUAGUGAUGAUCUGUAUGGAGUAAAGCCUUUUGACUUCACCUUUUUGGAAAGUGCAACGAUAUGAUUUUUUUAAUCUGUGAGCACCUGCCAUUUUGAAGUUGGAACUACCCAUAGUAUAAGAGCAAAGUUGAACAUCAAAAGUACCAGCAAUAUUGAACUGAACGCAUGUGAUAACAUCAUUCGUUUUUACACAGGAAAUCAAAGUAAAGGUUAUUAACAUUUUAGACAAAACCAUUAUAUAGAUAUUGCUCUACUUUUAGUCAACAGGAUACAUUGUAAAAUAUAAACCUAAAUGCCAAUAACAAUGUGUUUUACUGGUAUUGCUGGAAAAAUGUAUGUUUGGAGCGUGAAUAACAUUAACUCAUAAUCCAAAUCCAUGAUCAGGCUUUCAACUAGUUGGUAGAGUCUAAUGAUGGAUAUAAUAUGUAAUGUUUUAUUGGAAAUUGGUGGUUAAGUCAUUCAUUCUGUUAAUGCUCUGAAUUUUUCUAGAUAAAGCUGAUAAAUAUCUUUAACUUUCAUAUUUCUAGCAUACUCCAGCUAUGGCGAACAAUUUGCAUGUUGAAUAUUGAGACAGGACUUACAUCAACCACAAAAAGGAUAUAAUUUUAUUAUAAAAUGGUGUAUUGAUUAGCUUAACCCUUAUUAAAACUGGGGGAGGGGUCACUUUCCUCGACAAAUUUCACCGCUAUGCCGCCACACAAAAUUUUUUGACCGCGCCACUCGCUGACUUUUUACUUUUUCGUCUUGUGCAUCUUUUGAGACCAAAUUUGCGACGCCCGGGUAUGUGGUUAAGAAAUUACACAAUAUUUUGUAAGCGCAUUUUGGUCCCAAAAUUGCUAAAGAACGUGUUUAUGUGUUUGAAGUCAAAGCAAAUUGUGUUUUUCAACCAAAAAUCAUAAAUGUAUGAUUAUUUUCACUUAUGUUGGUUUAGAUGGAUUUAUUUUAUGUUGUUUAUGAUCGCAAAAGCGUCCCCGACAAAGUUCAUUGAAAAACAAUAAAAAACAAAGAAAUACAUAACAAUUAAAAAACAAUAAGAUACAAAGGAAAUUAAUUAUUUUUCUGCAAUUUUUUUGGAGAUUUUUGUUAGAAAUGUAUAAAUAUAUGUCCACCAAAAAUUAGCAUUCUACUAACUAUAUUAAGUGAGUUUAAAUCAAUAACAUACACAGUAAACCAAAAUUAGGGCAAACUUCAUACGCUUAUUUGAAUAAUAAAUUGAAAAAUUAUAAGCAAUCAAUUUUUUGAAAAUUUUACUAUACAUUCUUGUAGUUUACAUCAAUGGCCGAGAUCUGAGGGGUGGUCAAAUUGACCCCCCCAGUAUAUGUUGGUAAAGAAAUAGCCCAGUUAAGAUAGGGUUAAUGGAAAGAACUGUAUUGUGGUUUGUUUCUCAAUGAAUAUACCUUUGUAAUAGCAAUAAAAUUAAUAUUUUGGCCCACUUUGUGUCGAUUAUGUUAUUUGAUACAUAGAAAUUCAAUAUUCAAUAAAAAAAAUGCAAAAGGAGUCUUGUUAUCAAAUUAACAUUGAUAUACAUGCAGAGCUUGUGUGCCAACAUGUCAUAUGACAUACCAUGUUUUACAAUUGCUACAUGCAGGAGAAGUUUGGGUAGGUUUUAAUCAUUUUUAUCAAUUUCAUUUACUCUAUGUACAUGUGCUUUUUCUCCUUUUCUACAUAUACAUGUACAUUACUGAUGGUUAAGAACCACUGUAAAAGAGAACAUUUCACUUCAACGUAUCUUCCUUCUUGAUCAAAUUUUAAAUUGUCUAUUGUGAAUUGGAUGUCUUUCAUUCUCAUUUAAAGUUAUAUAAAGUUGUCUUUAUUUCAUCCCACAUUUUUUAGGUCACAAGCUUCUCAUGUACACAGAUAUAAACCUUUCCCCCAAUCUCAUAUCUUUUGAGGUCGUAUUAAUAUUCGUUUCUUUUAUUGAUGAUUUUGAAUAUUUUCAAAUUUAAUGUAUUUAGAUAUUGAUUGAUACAAACAAUAUUUUGAAAUAUGUCACAGACUUCCACCUUCAUACAAAUAUAUUUUGACUAUCAAGUGGCAUUUUAUUAUGAAAAUAUAUCUUUAAAUCUCUUUAAUAUGUAGUUGAUCAAUAGUGCUUCCAAUGAUUAUAUUGAAAUUAUUAGCAUUUUUUCAAUAUGAAAUAGAAAAGACUUGGAAUUGUCUUUAAGUUCUCAUUUAGUAAAUUAUGCAAAGCUGCAGGUCACAAGUGAACAUUCAAAACUGAAAGAAAUGGGACAACAAAAACAAAAAUCUUCUGACUUUCUCCAGAUUUUCUCUCUGAUUUUUAUUUUACUUCAGAAUUUUGCUUGCAAGAAUAUUGAGGAAAUUUCAAUUCAAGCAUGUGAAAUGGCCGCAUACAUUCGUAAUUCCGAAGCUUCGUUAUUCCGAAGGUUCGGUUAUUCCGAAGGUUCGAAUAUUCCGAAGGUUCGUUAUUCCGAAGGUUCGUAUUUCCGAAGGUUCGUAAUUCCGAAGGUUCGUUAGUCCGAAAACGAAAUGAGGUUCGUAAUUCCGAAGGUUCGUUAGUCCGAAAACAAAGUGAGGUUCGUAAUUCCGACGGUUCGUUAAUCCGAAAAAGAAAUGAGGUUCGUAAUUCCGAAGGUUCGUUUGUCCGAAAACUAAAUGAUUAACUAACCUUAUUUCGUUUUCGGACUAACGAACCUUCGGAACAAUGAACCUUAAUUCGUUUUCGGAUAAACGAACCUUCGGAACAAUGAACCUUCUUUCGUUUUCGGAUUAACGAACCUUCGGAACAUCGAACCUUAUUUCGUUUUCGGAUUGUCGAACCUUCGGAAUAAAGAACCUUCGGAAUAACGCCACAAAUGUUCGGAUUAACGAACCCUUUUACGUUUUCGGAUUAACGAACAUCGAGGUAUAGGCAAUUUGCGUGUUUCGGAAUUACGAACCUUCGGAAUAAAGAACCUUCGGAAUUACGAAGUGUAACCGAAAUGGCAGUUCCUUGAAGCAAUUUGCCUGUACUAUGUACAGUACAUUGAGAGUGAUUCAUCUGCAAUUUUAGUUGACCUAAUAAGAACAUUUUUAAGAACAGUGGUGUCCUGUGAUACAGGGUCCAAGAAACCGUAUCAGCGUAUCUUUAGAUUGCUGAUAAGUACAUGUAGUACUUCAACUUGUAUCAUCAUCAUUGAUUUAAUUUUAUAGUUUUAACAUUGGGUUUCAUUGAUUUUAGUUGAUUCACUCAAUAUUGUACUUGGUGAUUACACAAACCUUGAACCAAUAAGACACUUUUCUAAAAUAAAUGUUUUUUAAUGAUCUAAGUUAUAUUUUUAUCAGGAGUGAAUGACACAUUGCCACAAUGGUGAUUUUAAUGAGCCAAACUUGACUGGAAAGUGAAAGUCAUGCCUACUCAUGGCUGUGAGAUCAUAUUUGCUCAUUCUAUAUUCAUCAUGUAAUUUCUUGUUUCUGUUGCAAUUGUUUUUGCAAUCUCUGAUGCUUCAACUUUGUAGAGACUGGUUACCACGGGUUGUUUUUUAUUUGAACUCUCAUAUACAUCAAAGGAGGUCUUUAUUUGUACAUACUUUGCUCUUUCAAAUCAUUUUACAGAAUUUUGUUUAUGAAUUUCAUAGGGAAUCAAAUGCAGGUAUUUGCACACAAUUGAAAUAAUAUCCAUUUUGUUUCACAAAUACUGUGCAGGGGCCGUGGAAGCUUCAGCCCCCCCCCCCCACUUUUUUCCAAAACCGUGUACAAAAACGUAAAAAUUACCAUAUGAUUGUGAUUUUUUGCAUGGUCAGCCCCCCCCCCCUUUGAAAACCGUUCCGCGGCCCCUGCUGUGGACAGUUUGUACAAUGAAUAGAGAAUUCUUUUAUGAUAAAUGAAUGUAGUAUUUGUUUAUGAAUCAACACAGAAAAGAUAAAGCUGUUUUUUUUUUCGAAUUGCAUUCUCUUGUUUAAAUGUACUGAACCUGUCUGUACAAUGCUUGACUUGUUUUUCUUUGUUGGUACAUGUAUAUUGUUGGUCUUCAUAGCAGUACACUGAGCAAAGAUUUGAGGGACCAUAUUGUUUUAUUCAGUGCAAAAUUUAUGAAAAUUUAAACAAGUAAACAAGCCCAAUAGUAGAUGUGUCUUAAUUCAAAUUUGUGUUUUUAAAUUCCUUUAUAUUUCCCCCUUUUAAAGAAGAUGAUAUAUAACUGAAAUUAAAAGUUAAAAUGGGGUUAUAUAGGCUAUUUUUAAAAUGUUAUACAAAGGUUUGUGUUUUAUCUUUCAUUUAAAGAUUGUUUUCAUAAAGAAAUUGGUUAUCUUUUAAGAUUGGACCAGAACCAGAAUGUAAUUCUUUCCAGCUUAUUUGAAUUUCUUGAAUUGUAAGAAGCAUGGAUGUAAUUGAUUAUAGCCAAAUCCUACAGGAAAGGAUUGUACAAAUUUUGACAACAUGAUGUAAGGAAAGUAUAGAGGUACUUCUUUCCUGAGUUAAUGAAUGCUGGUAAAUCAUGAGUGUGUAUAUAUAUAUAUGCUAAUAGUUAACUCAGUUACUUAAUUUCUUGACAACAGGAGGUUCACACUUCUUGAUAUUUAAUUUUACUCUGAAAGGAAUUAUAGUUGCAGGGAAAGGAAGAGAAUGCAAAGGUUUGCUUUUCAAAAGCCUUCACAUCCUUAUAAUACUCCUCUGAAUACUCUGAAUUUCAGAAAUGAUAAAACAUCCCCUACAUGCAUAUUCCCAUCACAUGUCACAUGAGGGAGUUUCUUAGAACUUUUUAUUCUAACAUCUUACACAUAAUUUUUGUUAAGUAAUGAAAAAUAAAUUAGUUUGAGACACAACCAAUCUCAGAACCAGGGGGCCACUUCAGAAAGCUGUUCAUAAGAUAUGCAUGCACAGCUGGUGACCUGGGGGUGUUUCACAAAGAUUUAAGUAUGACAGAGUCCCACUUAAAUUGUGUGCGGUAUAAAAGACAUGACCGCAUUGGUCAGAUCAUGCAGAGGAUGCACACUACGGUGUAUCAAUCAAUAAGAUCGCCUAUUGCAUAUUUAAGUGCGACUCUAAGUCAUACUUAAAUCUUUGUGAAACACCCCCCUGUUCUUGUGCUAAAUGGUAUAUCCCUAUGUAGAACUCACUAUGACACCUAAGAACAUGCUCCAGUUGUGUGAAUCUUACAAACAGCUUUAUCAAACACCACCUAGCACUUUUUAUCAGUGUGUUCAUUAUUGUUCCUGAGAGGAUCCAGCCUUAUUAACACCUCCAUUUUGAUUUCCCCUUUAAUCUUUGAAAAAUAUACUGGUCUUAACUAGGCCCCAAUACUUUAAGCAGGUCAGUUCCCUCUUUCAUGUAAUGAUGAUACCCGACAAAUAAUUUGUGCACUCAAGAGCUGAAACAAAGAUACAGAUACUGAUGAAAUUGUUCUGACUGUAAUAUGUUGUACCAUGUACUGAACCUGAAGGCAUCAAAAUCAAUAAAAUGAAAAUGGGGAGCAGUCCAUCUUUUGAGUGUGCUUAAUCAAUAAAUUUGUUUGGUGUCCACUGCACUUCACUACACCCUGUUAAUAUACUUCAUUCUCCAAGGAAACAACAAAAAUUUUAUUUGAAGAUUCUGCUUCAUUGAUCCUCUUUAUGUGAAGAGAGUCAGAAAACAAAUCAUGAUGUUAUGGAUGCUGGCUUGUCAUUUUAAAGUCUUGUCAGAAAAUAAUCAUUAUAUUACUUCCAACAUCUCAUGACAAUGAUCAUAUAUUCAUUGCUCAUAUCUACUUUUGUAUAUUCUGUUUUCAUACUAUUGUUUUGCUAGGAAAUUUGUAAAUAUAUAAUAUAUCACUGAAAAUCUUGGAAAUGAAGAGAAAUUUUAAAAUCUAUCUUUAGCACUGAUUGUAAUCUUAUCUAUAUAUGUAAAUGUUUAAGUGUACUUACUCCAACCAAGAAAUGAAAAAUAGGAAAAUAUAUAUAUAUCAUUAUAAUUUGUGUGGAGAUAUGUGUAUAAAGAAUUAGCUUUGAUUGAUGUAUGAAUAAUUUGCAAGAAAAACGAUGCAUGGGUGCAAGAAGGUCAUGUAUAUAGUUUGGCUUUUUGAGAAAUAAUUAAAAUUGCAAUAUGCCAUUGAUAUGUACAUUCUGCCACAUACCCAGGUUCUAUUUACAUAUGACCAUAUACAGCACCAGCUAUACAUGUGUUAAUUCGUGUAUGAUAUUUUGGGUUUAGGGAUAGUGUAUAUUUUCUUUGAAUUUUUGAAUUUCAAGCCAUAUUGAAUUUUGAAUUGAGACUAACAAACACUUGACCAAUACUUCUGAAUUUGAUCAUAUUCUGAGUGAGAAACAUUGAAUAGAAAAAAAUUAAUGGGUGUGUCUUUUAACACGAAGAAAUAUUGGGACCACAUUUGAAAUGGAAUAUAUUUAAUCCAUAUAUGUUGCCUUGCCAAGAUUCAUCUAUUCAAACUUUUACUCAAAUUAAUAAAAUUAAAGAACAAAAGCUUCUGGACUUAAAUCUGUUUUACUUUGUCUGUUCCUUUAAAUUUUUCUUGUCCUAAGCUUCCAAAAUAAGCUCUGUGCCUGUCCCCCUUGUUUGUUUUCUUUUUAACAAAGCCAUAGUAAUUCUGGACAGAGAAUCUAUUCCUUCUAUAAUGUUGUGUUUUUAAUUGUCUUAAUUUUAGAGGCUUGUUAUGAUAAAAUAGCUUUCCUGCGUUAGUGUGAUGAAGUAUUAUGUAGACUAUUUUUGUUUCUGUAGGUUUUUGUUGUACUGUCAAAUGAUUCAUUUGUUUCUGUACUAAGCUGCUUUUUAAUGCAAUAAUAUUUUGAAACAAGUCAUUGAA
Messenger RNA from Lytechinus pictus (painted urchin), 8061 nucleotides. Its product is annotated as CDC42 small effector protein 2-like. Gene Ontology annotation, cellular component: plasma membrane. The coding region runs from base 639 to 914 and encodes 91 amino acids. The transcript has 5 exons. Lineage: Eukaryota; Metazoa; Echinodermata; Echinoidea; Temnopleuroida; Toxopneustidae. The record is from RefSeq and is a predicted model, not a curated record. Gene Ontology annotation, molecular function: small GTPase binding. Gene Ontology annotation, biological process: regulation of Rho protein signal transduction.